Molecule: messenger RNA, 792 nt
Organism: Chrysochloris asiatica (Cape golden mole)
Lineage: Eukaryota; Metazoa; Chordata; Mammalia; Afrosoricida; Chrysochloridae
Gene: APOA1
Product: apolipoprotein A-I
Exons: 3
Coding region: 1-792 (263 amino acids)
Biological process (GO): lipoprotein metabolic process; lipid transport
Cellular component (GO): extracellular region
Molecular function (GO): lipid binding; high-density lipoprotein particle receptor binding
Source: RefSeq, a predicted model, not a curated record
AUGAAAGCUGUGGUGUUGACAUUGGCUGUGCUCUUCCUGACGGGGAGCCAGGCUCGCCAUUUCUGGCAGGCAGAUGAACCCCAGUCUCCUUGGAGUCAAGUGAAGGAUAUGGCCACUGUCUACCUGGACGCAGUUAAAGACAGCGGCAGAGACUAUGUGACCCAGUUUGAAGCCUCCGCCUUGGGAAAACAGCUCAACCUGAAGCUCUUGGACAACUGGGACACCCUGAGCAGCAGCUUCAGCAAGCUGCAGGAGCAGAUAGGCCCCGUGUCCCAACAAUUCUGGGAUAACUUAGAGAAGGAGACCGCCGAGCUGAGGCAAAUAAUGAACAAGGACCUGGAGGAGGUGAAGCAGAAAGUACAGCCCUACCUGGACGAAUUCCAAAAGAAGUGGCACGAGGAGGUGGAGCUCUACCGCCAGAAGGUGGCGCCUCUGGGCGAGGAGUUCCGUGACAACGCGCGCCAGAAGCUGCAGGAGCUGCACGAGAAGCUGAGCCCACUGGGCGAGGAGCUGCGGGACCGUGCGCGCACGCACGUGGAUUCGCUGCGCACGCAGCUGGCCCCCUACAGCGAGGAGCUGCGCCAGCGGUUGGCUAGCCGGCUGGAGGCGCUCAAGGACGGCAGUCUAGCAGAGUACCGCACCAAGGCAAGCGAGCACCUGAGUGCGCUCCGCGAAAAGGCCUCCCCGGCGCUGGAGGAUUUCCGCCAGGGCCUCAUGCCCGUGCUUGAGAGCCUCAAGGCUAGCUUCAUGAGCAUGAUGGAUGAGGCCUCCAAGAAGCUGGAUUCCCAGUGA